Molecule: messenger RNA, 3318 nt
Organism: Brassicogethes aeneus
Lineage: Eukaryota; Metazoa; Arthropoda; Insecta; Coleoptera; Nitidulidae
Source: the annotation of a GenBank genome assembly
AAAAUACGCUUGCGCGCCCUCCGACGGGCACUUUAUUCUUGCUUUUGGCGUCGAGACGCUCAUACGAACGACUUAGCCACCACUGAAAGGCGGCGACAGCACGCGGGUUUCUACACUGAAAUUUUCGACGGUCAGUGCAUUUUAAACGAACAAAGGACUUAUCUACAUUCGUCAUGUCUUCUUCCUCAGUUGCGAGGGCCUCCAAAUACUCCUACCGGUCUUCCGGAGGAGGUGCGGCCAAUGCCGAUGUCACCAUUGAAUACAGCGCAGACUUGACCGCUCUUUCCAGAUUAGAGGACAAAAUUCGCCUACUUCAGGAUGACCUCGAAAUUGAAAGAGAACUUAGAUCAAGAAUUGAAAGGGAAAAGGCUGACCUCAGCGUCCAAGUCAUCCAACUCUCUGAACGUCUGGAAGAAGCCGAAGGUGGUGCCGAAAGUCAGUUCGAAAUCAACAAAAAGCGUGACACCGAAUUGUUAAAACUUCGUAAAAUCUUGGAAGAUGUUCACAUCGAAUCCGAAGAAACUUCUGCUAUCCUCAAGAGGAAGCACCAAGAAAUCGUCGUCGAUUUCCAAGAACAAAUCGAUGUCAUCACCAAGGCUAAAUCCAGGGCUGAAAAAGAAAAAUCCAAAUUCCAAGCUGAAGUUUACGAACUCCUUUCCCAAGUCGAAAGCCUUAACAAGGACCGUUUGAUCUCCGUCAAGCACUGCGAAAAAUUGGAAAUCUGCAUCAGCGAACUCAACGUGAAAAUUGAAGAGUUGAACCGCACAGUCGUCGACAUCACCUCCCACAAGGCCCGUCUCUCCCAAGAAAACAUCGAAUUGGUCAAGGAAGUACAAGACAUCAAGAUCUCCCUUGAGAACGCCAACUACUUGAAGAGCCAAUUGUGCUCCCAAUUGGAAGACGCUCGUCGUCGCGCCGAAGAUGACGAAAGGAGGCGCUCCAUCUUGGAGGCCAACCUUCACCAAGUCGAGAUCGAACUCGAAUCCGUCCGUGUGCAAUUGGAGGAAGAGAGCGAAGCCCGUUUGGACCUCGAACGUCAACUCGUCAAGUCCCAAGGCGAAGUAGGCAUCUGGAGAUCCAAAUUCGAAUCCGAAGCUCAAGCUAGAGCCGAAGAAGUCGAGGAACUCCGUCGCAAAUACAAUGCCAGAAUCACCGAACAAGAAGAGCACAUCGAGGCUCUCUUGGUUAAGGUCAACAACCUCGAAAAGCAAAAAUCUCGUCUCCAAUCUGAAGUUGAGGUUCUCAUCAUCGACUUGGAAAAGGCCAACAACACCGCCAGAGAAUUGCAGAAACGUGUAGAACAACUCGAAAGAAUUAACAUCGACCUCAAGACCCGUCUCGAUGAAACCGUUGCCAUGUACGAACAAUGCCAACGCGAUCUUCGCACCAAGGUCCAAGAACUUCAACGUACCGUUCACGAAUUGGACAAGACCCGCGAACAGAAAGAUCAACUUGCCCGUGAAAACAAAAAAUUGGCCGAUGAUCUUGGUGAUGCCAAGUCUACCAUUAGUGAACUUACCCGUCGUCUUCACGAAAUGGAAUUGGAACUCCGUCGUUUGGAAAAUGAACGCGAAGAACUUACUGCUGCUUACAAAGAAGCCGAAGCUGGCCGCAAAGCUGAAGAACAACGUGGCCAACGUCUUGCUGCUGAACUCAACCAAUUCCGCCAUGAAGCCGAGAAACGCCUCCACGAGAAGGAUGAAGAAAUUGAAGCUAUCCGCAAGGCUACCAGCAUUGAAAUCGAACAGCUCAAUGCCCGCGUCGUCGAAGCCGAGACCCGUCUCAAGACCGAAGUCAUCAGGAUCAAAAAGAAGCUCCAAAUCCAAAUCACCGAGCUCGAGAUGUCGUUGGACACCGCCAACAAGGUCAACUUGGACCUCCAGAAGACCAUCAAGAAACAAUCGCUCACCCUCACCGAACUCCAAGCUCACUACGACGAAGUUCAACGCCAAUUGCAAGUCACCUUGGACCAACUUACCGUGUCUCAAAGAAGAGUCCAGGCACUUACUGCUGAAGUCGAGGAAAUCAGAGGCAAUUACGAAUCUGCCCUCCGCAGCAAGAGGCAAGUCGAACAAAUGUACGAAGAAGCUGGAUCCCGCAUCAACGAACUUACCACCAUUAACGUCAACUUGGCUUCCUCCAAGAGCAAAAUUGAACAGGAAUUGUCUGGCGUGGUUGCUGAUUACGAUGAAGUCACUAAGGAGCUCCGCAUUUCUGAUGAACGUUAUCAACGUGUCCAGGCUGAGUUGAAACACACCGUCGAAAUUCUCCACGAAGAAUCAGAACGCGUCGUCAAGAUCGAAACCAUCAAGAAGAGUUUGGAAAUCGAAGUCAAGAACUUGUCUGUCCGCUUGGAAGAAGUAGAAGCCAACGCCAUCGUCGGAGGAAAACGCAUCAUCAGCAAAUUGGAAGCCCGUCUUCGCGACAUGGAAGCCGAAAUGGACGAGGAAAAGAGACGUCAUGCCGAAACCAUCAAGAUUUUGAGGAAGAAGGAACGCACCGUCAAGGAAGUCAUGAUCCAAUGCGAAGAAGACCAGAAGAACAUCACUCUAUUACAAGAAGCUUUGGACAAAUCUAACAACAAACUAAUCAUGUUCAAGAGACAACUCCAUGAACAAGAGGGUAUGUCCCAACAGAGUGUAACCCGCGUGCGCCGCUUCCAAAGGGAAUUGGAAGCUGCAGAGGACCGUGCCGAUUGCGCCGAAAGCAACCUUACUUUAAUCCGCGCCAAGCACCGCACUUUCGUCACCACCAACUCGGUUCCCGGGUCCCAAGUCUACUUGGUCCAGGAAAGCCGAACCUCCGAAAUGUAACUGCCUUAAUAGCAACUGAUUAGCUGACGAGUACGUCCUUUAACAUCAACGACGCACUGGCCAGAUAUAUUAUUACCAUUAUAAAGUUCAUUUUUUAUUUUAUUUUUUUCUCUUCGUUCGUGCAUAUAAUAAUAAAAAUAUACGUAAAUGUAUAACAACCACUCUCUUUGAAAUAUUACCAUUAUCUAUUUAAGCAUUAAACGAAACAUACACAUUUCGUACAAAACUAAAUGAAAAAAAUGUAAGCGAUUUAUAUUUGUUUCUCGUAUCGCACAAGUAGAUUAUGAAAACGGGGCUGUAAUGAAAUCUGUAGGUUUCAAGAAUGUUACAAAGUAGAAAAUAUUUAUUAACUGUAAAGGAUACAGGUGUUUUGACAUAUAAUAUGUAAGUUUGAAUGUACUGUGUAAGAAUAAAUUGCUUGUAUACAUUUGCCGUUUAACAAUUAUUAAUUAUCCCUUACUGGAUUAAGUAUUUUAAAUUAAUAAAAUAAUUUUAGAAAAUUCGA